Molecule: messenger RNA, 666 nt
Organism: Phanerochaete carnosa HHB-10118-sp
Lineage: Eukaryota; Fungi; Basidiomycota; Agaricomycetes; Polyporales; Phanerochaetaceae
Exons: 1
Coding region: 281-541 (86 amino acids)
Source: RefSeq, a predicted model, not a curated record
AUAAUAUGUGGAGGCAACACCCAUAACUACGUACAGGAAGCUCAACGACCCCGGUCUGCUUCGAUAACCAUUUCCUUGGGCGGCCGCUCUGCGAUCAUCAAGCUGCCGCUUCUAAGUGCAGCAGUGCGCUUCAAGACUCUGCGCUCUGUUGGAACGAACAUUUCGGCGUCCGACCUCACGGAUGAGCUCCCCGCGCUCAAUACGCUCCUCGAACUUCCUAGCAUGUCACUCCCGAGGAUGCGCUUCCUCAGCCUCGCCUGGUCGAAACGUCCGCCAACUCAUGUGCCAGGCCAUCGGAUUGCCCUACGCGAUCGUCAGGUAUAUGGGAUCAAAACACGAUACACUUGCCUACGGUUAUGCUUCCGCGCGGACGCAUGAUCACGAUUGCAUUCCCUCGGCACUUCCGAGCACCGCCUCAUCCGCUGCGAAGCCUGCUGGCCCGGACCAUCGCGCGCGCGAUGAAUGCGCCUUCGGAGUUUUGGGCGAGGGACAACUGCAGAGAUAUGGCGGUGCGGAAUCCUGGCGACAGCCGCCGAUCUGAGAUCUACAGACAAUCGCUCGGGAAUGCUCGGGAAGCGCGAAAGGUUCUUGGUGUUCGCUCCAUUUUGGAUGGCCGCCCUACGCUGGCCGAUAUGUCACCCUUAUCGUAAGUCAUACGCUGCUGAG